Danio rerio (zebrafish) is the source of this 4535-nucleotide messenger RNA. The record is from RefSeq and is a predicted model, not a curated record. NCBI's taxonomy places the organism in Eukaryota, Metazoa, Chordata, Actinopteri, Cypriniformes, Danionidae.
AGCAGGAGUCUCAUGAACUCAGUUUGGCUCUGCAGACUGCAGAAGUUUGUCUGGAUGAAAGUUCAGAGCGCGGAAGUGAAGACAGAAACUUUUCGCCUGAAUCUCUGCAAGAGAGCAGCAACAAGUUCCCGCGUUCAGCUUUGGAAGAGGAUGUCGAGGAAGAUGAGUACGACGAUGACACGGAUCGGUCAGUGUCUUUGAGGAAACCGCAGUUCGUUGUUUUAUGAAGCUUUAGUUCAGCUGGGAUUAUGGGGUUGCCGACGUUAGAGUUCAGUGACUCGUUUGUGGAUAGUCCGGAUUUUAGAGAAAGACUCAAAUGUCAUGAAAUCGAGCUGGAUCGAACCAACAAGUUCAUCAAAGAGCUGAUUAAAGAUGGACACCAGCUGAUCUGCGCGCUCAAGAAUCUGUCGGCAGCAGUGCAGAAGUUCUCUCAGUCUUUGCAGGAGUUUCAGUUUGAGUGCAUUGGCGACGCAGAGACAGAUGAUGAAGUGAACAUCGCUCAGUCCUUCAAAGAGUUUUCCAAGCUGCUGCACACCAUGGAAGAGGAGAGAAGGCGGCUGAUACAGAACGCAGAUGAUGUUCUAAUCACGCCGUUGGAGAGAUUCAGGAAAGAACAGAUCGGAGCAGCCAAAGAGGGGAAGAAGAAAUUUGACAAGGAGGCGGAAAAGUAUUAUUCCACACUGGACAAACAUCUCAACCUGUCAUCCAGAAAAAAAGAAUCGGCUCUUCAAGAGGCUGACGCUCAGAUUGAUAGGGAAAGGCAGCUCUUUUAUGACGCAUCGCUAGAAUACGUCUUCAAAAUCCAGGACGUUCAAGAGAAGAAGAAAUUUGAGUUUGUGGAGCCGCUCUUGGCCUUCCUGCAGGGUCUGUUCACAUUCUACCAUGAGGGUUACGAACUGGCCCACGACUUCGAGCCCUACAAGCAACAGCUCCAGUUUAACCUGCAGAACACAAGAAACAACUUCUUGAGCACUAAGCAGGAAGUGGAAAACCUGAUGAACCGGGUUCGAUCUGCAGAUCAGGAUCAAAAGCCCCCGGGCCAGUGGACUAUGGAAGGCUACCUGUAUGUCCAGGAGAAGCGGCCUUUGGGCUGCACAUGGACACGUCAUUAUUGUACAUAUGACAAAGAUAAUCAAACGUUCAGCAUGUGCAACACAGAGGCAAAACCAGCAGCCAAACAGAACGGCGUCACUUCAAAUCCCCCUGAGAAGUUCAGGCUUAAGUCUUGUAUUAGAAGAAAGACUGACUCCAUUGAUAAACGCUUCUGUUUUGAUAUUGAAGUGGUAGAAAGAAAUACCGUCUAUCGUGGAUCUCUUUUCCGACCACUGCAAUUUUUCUUUAAAAGCCGGCAUGGCAUUAUCACUCUACAAGCGCUGUCCGAGUCCAACAGGAGGCUCUGGCUGGAAGCAAUGGACGGAAAAGAGCCGAUAUACAAUCUUCCUGCUAUUCUAAGCAAGAAAGAAGAAACAUAUUUAAAUGAGACUGGCUUUAAUUUUGUGAGGAAGUGUAUACAACUGGUGGAGGUCAGAGCAGGGCUCAACACUAUGGGUUUGUACAGAGUCGGUGGAAUAAAUUCAAAAGUGCAGAAGCUCAUGACCACAGUCUUCUCACCCAAAGCAGCAUCAGAUCUGGAUUUGGACCCGGACACUUGGGACAACAAGACCAUCACCAGCGGCCUCAAGAAUUACCUCAGGUGUCUUUCUGAGCCUCUAAUGACGUACAAGCUCCACUCUGAUUUCCUCAUGGCUGUCAAAUCUGACGAUCAGAACUACAGAGUGUGUGCAGUUCAUGCGCUGGUGCAUAAACUCCCUGACAAAAACAGAGAGAUGCUGGAGAUAUUAAUCAAACAUCUGCUCAAUGUUUCCAGUCACAGUGAGAGUAACAUGAUGACGGUGUCUAAUCUGGGGGUGAUCUUCGGCCCCACACUGAUGCGCUCACAAGAGGAAACCGUUGCUGCCAUGAUGAACAUCAAAUUCCAAAAUAUCGUGGUGGAAAUUCUCAUCGAAAAUUUGGAAAAGAUAUUUCAUCAAGCACCAGACCCUAAUGUUCCCCUGCUGCAGCCUCUGUCCCGUCCGGAGUCCCGCAGGAGCAGAGCCAUCGGUCUGACAUCGGGCCCACGCAAACCCAGGAGCCUCUACACCCCCUCACUGUGCCUGGCGGACGCUGACAGUGACACGUUCAGCAGUAGUUCAGGCAGCACUCCUAUCGGCAGCAUGGACUCGCUCUCCUCCCACUCCUCUGAGCAGAACAGCUCCUCCAAAACCUGUUCGUCUCCGCAGCACAAGGACAAGCCCCCCUUCCCCGGGCCGCGGAGCCCUUUUUCCCGCUCCUCCAGUGAGCCGCAGGGCCCCGCCGGCACCAGCAGCCCAGACUCCAGCUCCAGAGAGCAGGACUGUCCUGCAGAUGAGUCCUUCAGGGGGAACAUCAGGUCUACAACAGCUCCUACUAAAGCUCCUCAUGCACAGCUGAACCGCUCCAUUGCUCAGUCUCUGAGAUCACUACACUUAACUGAAGGAGUGUGUAAGAGUUUUGCAGGCUCUGUGCAUAGUCUGGCGUGUGUCGACGGCUCCAAAUCCACCACCUGCCUCGAUCUGCCACCUAAAGCACUUCUGCGGAGAAAGCUGGACAACAACAGCUCUACUAAUGGCUAUCAGAGACCAGGAUCUGUAGUGGCUGCCAGAGCUCUGCUGUUUGAGAACCCAUCAGCUGUUAAACAUCCUCCAUUAGGAAGAGACGCCAAAGCCAUUUAUUCCUGUGAAGCGGAACACAGCAAUGAACUGAGUUUCCCACAAGGGGCGCACUUUUCAAAUGUGUAUCCUUCAGUGGAACCCGGCUGGCUCCAAGCAACAUUUGAGGGCAAAACAGGCCUCAUCCCUGAAAAUUACGUGGUGUUUCUCUGACAGCGUCCAACCAGGAGUGGCCAAGAAUUUCAUGGUAUCCAUGGCGACGUCAAUUUUAAACCAAGAGCUUUAAGCAUAAAUCAGUUAUCAAGUAGGUGCAGUGUAUAGAUAGGCCAUUAUGAUUGUUAAAAUUAACAGAUUGUUUCAAGAGAUAAUUAAGAGAUUGUGUACAGUACACAAACCUCACUCAUAAAGCACAGUGGUGAUUCAUGUCUGGAUAUUAGCAGUAAUUCUUGACUAAUGGGCUUUUACUCAGGCAGAAAUGAUGAGAUUGAAAAGUUGAACUUAAACUGAAAGCAUUUAGUAAACGGUAGAUACAGAGAUCUUAAGAGUUCUGUUGUGUUGUAGAAAACUAAUCCUGUCACGAAAGAUCAGCUAAUAGGUCUAGAGACAGACGUUUGCUUUCACUUAAUGUCUUUAAGUGAAGGGGGAGAGGUUAAAAAAUGAUUUUAUCUGUAAAACCCUGUCAUAUUUAACACAGUUCAGCUUAUGUGUAUGUGUGUGUACUGGAUUUGGUGGUUUAUAAGGGCACAAUUUGUAUAUUGACAUGGGUAUGACCUUGCAAGUACAAUAUUGAUGAGGCUUAUAAGGACAUGACUUGCGUCCUCGUAGUUUGAAUCUUUUAGAAGUCAUACUUAACGGGGGCUGCGCCCGAAACCGCAUGCUUCCAUACUAUAUAGUACGCUAAAAUCAGUAUGCGAGCCGAGUAGUAUGUCCGAAUUCCUAGAAUUCGAAAAUCAGUAUGCAAGAAAUACCUGGAUGACUUACUGCUUCCGGCGAGAUUCUGGAGUGCGCAUCCCCGAGAGAAUGUCCCGCGAGAGAAUUCAUGAAUGGGAGUAAAUCGACGCAACGGACACAUUCUUACUUUUCACAUUCAUACUGUAUAGAACGUACUUUUCUAACGGCCAAGUAGUAAGUUUAAAUUUAAAUGCAGUACCCACUGAGUAGUAUGCGGUUUCGGACGCAGCCAGGGUUUUUUCACUCUUAAAAUUUGCCACAGGUUUUCUGUCAGGGUUGUGUUUAAGGGUAGGGCAGAGCAGGGAUGAAAGUAAAGUGGGAUGAACGUAACAAAUCGAUUUUCUCAAAGCCCUGACAACAUUUGUCUUCCAGGCUAUAACAGCAUAUUCAGCAUGCAACCGUUGAUGGAACUGCCAAAAAUCAUGUGAUUUCAGAACAUUGUCCUGCAGUUUUUUAGUUUUUAAAUGCAGCAAGUAAAUUAUUAUAGCGGUUUUCCUUAUUACAAGUUGUGUUUCUAUUUUCAUGUGCCACAUUAAUGAUCAAUCUACAGUUUAUUUAGUGUAAUAACACAUCUGUAAGUUUGAAAUGUCUGAGUUUUUCAGUUAAAAAGCAAAUCAGGUUUAAGGGAAGUCUAUUUAUAAACUAAUUUCGAGAGGAUCACAAGCUUAUGAUUGCUUGCAGCCACCCCGCACUAUUCAAUUUACGAUUCACCAAUCAGACGAUUCCUAAGCUACUAUAAAUACCAUAAGUUCCAUAUAACAGCCAUCUUUAUUUCGAAGAAUCCCCCAUUUCACUCCGACUCCUCCUCCUUUCCAAGAUGGGUGGCACAGUGGCCCAGUGGUUAGCACUGUUGCCUCACAGCAAGAAAGUCACUGGUUUUAGUCCUUACCAAGCCAG